Molecule: messenger RNA, 1799 nt
Organism: Mesoplodon densirostris (Blainville's beaked whale)
Lineage: Eukaryota; Metazoa; Chordata; Mammalia; Artiodactyla; Ziphiidae
Gene: JUNB
Product: JunB proto-oncogene, AP-1 transcription factor subunit
Exons: 1
Coding region: 292-1335 (347 amino acids)
Biological process (GO): regulation of cell population proliferation; regulation of transcription by RNA polymerase II; regulation of cell cycle
Cellular component (GO): transcription regulator complex
Molecular function (GO): transcription factor binding; DNA-binding transcription factor activity, RNA polymerase II-specific; RNA polymerase II cis-regulatory region sequence-specific DNA binding
Source: RefSeq, a predicted model, not a curated record
GGCUGAGCGGCCGGGACCUUGAGCGUGUCCAGGCCAGCUUCGGAGCCAACGGGGAGCGGGGAGCAAGGGGGACGCAACACGAAGAAAGCGAGUGCGCCAGAGCGGGGCAGAGGGGCUAGAGAAGCCGCACAGAGCUUCCGUGCACAGCCGCCUGUUGGUCUCUCUCGGCCCAUACAGGCCCCCGGGAACGCGCGUCCAGACACCUGGUCCAGCCAUCUCCGCGGACUGCGCGGAGCGCAGCGAGGCCCGGGGCGGCCCCGCAGGGACCCUCAGACCGACCGGGCCGCCCGGAUGUGCACUAAAAUGGAACAGCCCUUCUACCACGACGACUCAUACGCAGCGGCCGGAUACGGCCGGACCCCGGGCGGCCUCUCUCUACACGACUACAAACUCCUGAAACCCAGCCUGGCGCUCAACCUGGCCGACCCCUACCGAAAUCUUAAAGCACCCGGAGCGCGGGGCCCCGGCCCAGAGGGCAGCAGUGGCGGCAGCUACUUUUCCAGCCAGGGCUCGGACACCGGCGCGUCGCUCAAGCUCGCCUCAUCGGAGCUGGAGCGCCUGAUCGUCCCCAACAGCAACGGCGUGAUCACGACGACGCCCACGCCCCCGGGACAGUACUUUUACCCCCGCGGGGGUGGCAGUGGUGGAGGUGCGGGGGGCGCAGGGGGCGGCGUCACCGAGGAGCAGGAAGGCUUCGCCGACGGCUUUGUAAAAGCCCUGGACGACCUGCACAAGAUGAACCACGUGACGCCCCCCAACGUGUCCCUGGGCGCCAGCGGGGGGCCCCCGGCCGGGCCCGGGGGCGUAUAUGCCGGCCCGGAGCCGCCUCCCGUCUACACCAACCUCAACAGCUAUUCUCCAGCCUCUGCGACCUCCGGAGGAGCCGGGGCCACCGUCGGGACUGGGAGCUCGUACCCGACGGCCACCAUCAGCUACCUCCCACACGCGCCGCCCUUCGCCGGCGGUCACCCAGCGCAGCUGGGCCUGGGCCGCGGCGCCUCCACCUUCAAGGAGGAACCGCAGACCGUGCCUGAGGCGCGCAGCCGCGACGCCACGCCGCCGGUGUCCCCCAUCAACAUGGAAGACCAGGAGCGCAUCAAAGUAGAGCGCAAGCGGCUGCGGAACCGGCUGGCGGCCACCAAGUGCCGGAAGCGGAAGCUGGAGCGCAUCGCGCGCCUGGAGGACAAGGUGAAGACACUCAAGGCCGAGAACGCGGGGCUGUCCAGCACUGCCGGCCUCCUCCGCGAGCAGGUGGCCCAGCUCAAACAGAAGGUCAUGACCCACGUCAGCAACGGCUGCCAGCUACUGCUUGGGGUCAAGGGACACGCCUUCUGAGUGCCCUCCUAUCCCCCGUACGGACAUUUUCCCAACCUGGACGGCUGGGCGCACGCCUCCCAUGGGGCGAGGGGGCAGGCGGUGGGCACCGGCCCCGGGGCCUGGGGGCGCCACAAACCACACUGGACUCCUGCCCGCCCGCUCUGCGGCCAGUCCUUCCACCUCAACGUUUACAAGCCCCCCUUCCACGUUUUUUUUUUUUUUGUAUUUUUUUUCUGCUGAACUCAAUUCAUAUUGAAUAUAAUAUAUUUGUGUAUUUAACAGGGAGGGGAGGAGGGGGCGAUUGCGGCGGAGCUGGCCCCGCCGACCGGUACUCAAGCCCUCGGAGAUACUGGGGAGGGGACCCCCGCCCCCUGCCCUCCCCCCCUCUGCACCGUACUGUGGGGAAGAAACGCGCAGUCGGUAUCUAAAGAAUUUAUUUUAAGAUGUGUUUGUGUGUGUAUGUGUGUUCUUACUUUUUAUUG